Molecule: messenger RNA, 2167 nt
Organism: Drosophila novamexicana
Lineage: Eukaryota; Metazoa; Arthropoda; Insecta; Diptera; Drosophilidae
Gene: Bcs1
Product: mitochondrial chaperone BCS1
Exons: 2
Coding region: 288-1778 (496 amino acids)
Biological process (GO): protein insertion into mitochondrial inner membrane from matrix; mitochondrial respiratory chain complex III assembly
Cellular component (GO): mitochondrial inner membrane
Molecular function (GO): ATP hydrolysis activity; ATP binding
Source: RefSeq, a predicted model, not a curated record
UGCGAAACAAAUUAUAGAAGCUGGUUUUCUACAGAAAAGCUUCUUACGGAUAGGUUUACAAAGCCGUAGAUAAGGGGCACGACGUGCAGUUAGAACAAUUACACACUGUUUCUCCAGUAAGCAGCGACCAUUUCGUGUUACUUCUACGCGAAUAUAGCGAUCGUCUUCACAAAGAACCGGCCCUUGGUAUCAAAAGCGAGUCGGGUAACCCCUGAAAAAUUAGCAAUAGCAAAGCGGAAAUUUUAUUACAUGUUUAUGUAGGGCAUUUGUAGUCCAAACAACAGCCAAUGAGUAAGCCCCUUACACAUGGUAGCCAAGAAGAACAAAAACGCAGUUGCACCACUCACCAUUGCUUCUCAGCAGCAUACAGUCAAAACCAUACCAAAGAUAACUCGACAGCUCAGCUUUUUCAGCGAAUAUAUAACGGAUAUUCAGCACAAUCUUGUGAAAACAAAUCCAGCUGGACGAAUCAAGGGCGUUGUUGUACUACCACAUUCAGCUACUAUAAGAUGACCUGGACGGAGUUGCUGUCUAAUCUUUCCACAAAUCCAUACUUUGGAGCGGGUUUUGGUUUAUUUGGAGUUGGUGCCAGCGCAGCAAUCCUUAGAAAAGGUCUACAAGGCGCCUCAAUUUUAUUUCGUCGACAUUUAAUGAUAACAUUAGAAGUACCAUGUAGAGAUAAGUCGUAUCAAUGGCUAUUAAAAUGGAUAACCGUUAAGGGAGCUAAAAAAACUCAGCAUUUAAGUGUAGAAACAUCGUUUUUACAAAACGACAACGGUCAGGUUAAAACAAGCUACCAUUUUAUUCCUAGUCUUGGGAAACACGUAUUUCGGUACAAAAAUAAUUGGAUUCAAGUUGAGAGGACGAGAGAACAGCAGACAUUAGAUAUACAAAUGGGUGUUCCUUGGGAAUCCGUAACAUUGACAGCGUUUGGUAACAAUAAGCAAAUAUAUUUUGAUAUCCUAGAAGAAGCGCGUCAGCUAGCAUUAGAGGCUACAGAAGGAAAAACACUCAUGUAUACAGCUAUGGGUUCUGAAUGGAGACCAUUUGGGCAUCCUCGAAGACGUAGACCUACGACUUCAGUUGUGUUAGACCUUGGGAUAUCCGAAAAAAUUAUUGCUGAUUGCAAUGAUUUCAUUUCAAAUUCAUUGUGGUAUACAACUCGUGGAAUUCCUUACCGUAGGGGCUACUUGUUAUAUGGACCACCAGGAUGUGGUAAAUCAAGUUUUAUUACUGCCUUGGCGGGAGAGUUAGAAUAUGGAAUCUGUUUGCUUAAUUUAUCAGAAAGGGGGCUUACUGAUGAUAGAUUAAAUCAUCUUUUAAAUGUAGCUCCAGAACAAACAAUAAUAUUACUUGAAGACAUUGAUGCUGCCUUUGUGUCUCGAGAAUCUACAUUACAACAAAAAUCUGCGUAUGAUGGUUUAAACAGGAUAACAUUUAGUGGAUUGCUUAACUGCCUAGAUGGCGUUGCAUCUACCGAAGCGCGCAUCGUUUUUAUGACGACUAAUUAUAUAGAUCGUUUGGAUCCCGCAUUAAUUCGACCUGGUCGAAUAGAUUUAAAAGAAUAUAUAGGAUAUUGCAGCCAAUAUCAACUUGAAGAAAUGUUUAAAAACUUUUUUGGUGAAAAUGAAACUUUAAAAUCUGUAGAAUUUGCUCAAAAACUUAUCGCUUCAUCUCGUGCAGUUAGUCCAGCUCAAGUACAAGGUUUUUUCAUGAAACAUAAGUCUUCCUCUCCACAGCAUGUAGUUAACUGUUGUCAGAGUAUUUGGGAAAAUUAGUAUUAGUAUAAAUUGUUUUAAAAUGAUGUAGUAAAAAUACAAUUAAAUUAAAAUAUUUACCGAGUGAGAAACGUAGUUAAAAAAGACUGCAUGUAUAAUAAAAUAAUAAACAAUUCAGUAAAAUAUUUGAAAAAUGUAAAUUAAAAAAAUUCGGAAUAUAUUUAAAACACGCACAAGGAGACUCAUCUCUCAAUAUAAGGUAUAUAUGGUUGAGUCGAUAUCGUCAUAACUGUGUACCUAUUUGAACAAGUCGAUCAUGAGAACAGAUAUUUAGAAUAUACUUUGAUUGUGCUGUUUUGAUUGGAACAAUAGCAGUAUAAGUGUUACUUGAAGGGAACAUAUUCGAUACGUCUUUCGGACAUAUUGGAGUAGCACCAAACGCCAAUAAA